This is a messenger RNA of Umbelopsis ramanniana AG, 1102 nucleotides long. RefSeq lists its product as uncharacterized. Gene Ontology annotation, molecular function: maleylacetoacetate isomerase activity; glutathione transferase activity. The transcript is spliced from 2 exons. The record is from RefSeq and is a predicted model, not a curated record. Lineage: Eukaryota; Fungi; Mucoromycota; Umbelopsidomycetes; Umbelopsidales; Umbelopsidaceae. Bases 251 to 985 code for a protein of 244 amino acids. Gene Ontology annotation, biological process: L-phenylalanine catabolic process; glutathione metabolic process.
AAGAAUCAACCGUUACUUCCUAAUAAGAUAUCGAAAAAAUCAACGGAAGAAUUGUGGCAUAUUGGCAGGACCCUCUUCUGUGCAUCCUAAUCAACAGUGUUUAAGGUGAAGAAGAAUCAACUUGGUGUUCAGACCACGACAGGGGUGACAGUAUCUUUGUGAGUCAUCUAAUUGUCUCGCCGAGUAUAAAGCAGUGCAGCCACUUCGGAGUUCAUCAACUAUAGGCCCUCUUACCUACCUUUGAACUGCAAUGGCCUCUUCUCCCUCUUCACUCUACAUUGUCAAUCGCAAUUACUCUUCUUGGUCUCUGCGAGCCUGGCUUGCUGUUCGCUUCGUGAACUAUCCCUGUGAAGUUAACUGCCUCUACCUUGAUCAAGAUCAUGACUUUGGCACACCUCAAGCCAAAGAGAUCUUGAAGCAAGCUGGACCAACCGGCAAAGUGCCUACCUUACACACAUACUUGGAUGGAGAAAAGAUCAUUAUCUUUGAGUCUCUGGCUAUUAUGGAAUUUUUGGCUGAAGACUAUCCACAGCUAUGGCCUAGUGGUAAAGCAGACCGAGCACUGGCAAGGGCUGUUUCAGCCGAAAUGGCUUCGUCUUUCGGUUCCCUGCGUGGUAACUACCCUAUGAAUCUCCGAGCUAGCUACCCAUUUGUUAAGAGCUACUACGAAGCUACUCCUGGGAUCGCGCGCGACCUGGCAAGAAUCACUAGCAUCUUCGUCACUUGUCGUGAACGAGUCCAGUCGCGGGACGACCUCAAGAAAAUUGAUGAAGGAUUCCUAUUUGGAGCGUUCACUGCUGCGGACGCCAUGUACGCCCCGGUAUGCUUCCGUAUCAAGUCAAUGUCAUUGCCUAUCUCAGACCCAGUAGCCAAUGAAUACAUUGAAACACUUUGUAAUUACGGAAUUGUUCAGGAAUGGGUAAAGGAAGCUGCCAAAGAAACGCAGAUUUUGCCUAGUGACGAAGUUCAAUUUCCUUCAGAGUAAAUAAUAUACAAUAGACGGGCAGCGGUACUAAAUAAAAAAUAAUCAACAUGUCAAUGCAAUACAUGCUAUAUAUCCUACUUAGACUGCCAAGAACGAUUUCAAAAUAGUUGAUUGUCA